Colletotrichum orchidophilum is the source of this 1305-nucleotide messenger RNA. RefSeq lists its product as uncharacterized. NCBI's taxonomy places the organism in Eukaryota, Fungi, Ascomycota, Sordariomycetes, Glomerellales, Glomerellaceae. Bases 1 to 1305 code for a protein of 434 amino acids. The transcript is spliced from 2 exons. The record is from RefSeq and is a predicted model, not a curated record.
AUGUCAUCCGUCUUCCACAUCAAGGAGCACGUCCUCAACGCCGCACACGUUCGCGAGACUCCCCGCUCCCUCUCCCGCUCCCAAGACGACGUCCUCAAGCUGGCCGUCAAGGAGUACAUCCCAAAGGACAACCCGAACCCCCAGCCCGGCGACGUCACAAUCAUCGGCGCCCACGCCAACGGCUUCCCCAAGGAACUCUACGAAGCCCUAUGGGAAGACCUCCACGCCGAGUCCCUCAAACCAACCUCGACAUUCCGCAUCCGCUCCGUCAUCAUCGCAGACGCAGCCUGGCAGGGCGCCUCCUCGACCCUGAAUGAGCCCCUCCUCGGUAACGACCCGGGCUGGUUCGACCACCCGCGCGACCUCCUCUACGCCAUAAACACCCUCCGCCCGCCCCGGCCCCUCAUCGGCGUCGGCCACUCCUUUGGCGGCAACUCCAUCGUCAACGUCGCCCUCGCCCACCCGCGCCUCUUCUCCGGCAUCGUCCUCCUCGACCCCGUCAUCUCAAAGUGGUCCUCCAACGCAAAGGGCUCCAUCGCCGAUUCCCCCGCCGCCGCCAGCGCCCGCCGCAGGGACCUCUGGCCCUCCCGCGAAGAGGCCCGGAAAUCCUUUCUCAAGAGCCCGUUUUACCGCGCCUGGGAUAAGCGCGUAUUCGACGCCUGGGUCGAGCACGGCCUCCGCAAUCUGCCCACGCAGCUCUACCCCUCCACCUCCUCCACUGACAGCAGCGGGACGCCCAUCACAAAGGACAGCGUAACCCUGACAACCUCCAAGCACCAGGAAGUCUUCACCUACUUCCGCCCAAGCUGGCACGCCUACGACGCAAGGGGCCAAUACCUCGUCCGCCCAGACCUCGUCCCGGACCUCGACCCGGCUCUCAACGAAAUCUACUACACCUACCCCGUCUACCGCUCCGAGGGCGCGAGCACCUUGGUGCGCCUGCCGCACCUCCGCCCAGGUUGUCUCUACGUGUUUGGCGGCGACAGCGACCUGACCACCCCGGAGCUCAUUGAAGAAAAGCUGCGGUUGACCGGCACCGGCGUCGGCGGCAGCGGCGGCGCGCCAAAGGGAAAAGUCAAACAGAUUACGCUCGAGGGGGGCGGGCACUUGUUCCCCAUGGAGGUGCCCGGUAAGAGCGCAAAGUUGACGGCCGAGUGGAUCGAAAAGUCGCUGGGCGAGUGGCGGGCGGCGCAGGACGAGUAUGAAAGGUGGACGAGGUUGAGCGUCGAGGAGAAGACGACGCUGACGGACGAGUGGCUUAAGAGGAUUGGGGCGUUGGCGCGGCCGCCCAAGGCCAAGAUGUAG